Molecule: messenger RNA, 483 nt
Organism: Colletotrichum phormii
Lineage: Eukaryota; Fungi; Ascomycota; Sordariomycetes; Glomerellales; Glomerellaceae
Exons: 2
Biological process (GO): mycotoxin biosynthetic process
Source: RefSeq, a predicted model, not a curated record
AUAGUGAAAACGUCUACACAAGUCUUCCAGCAAGACUACGCCUACGCGAUGCCGCCUUCCCCAGAAGUUGACGCUGCGUGGUCUUCUCUUCUCCCCCAAAACGGCGGCUUCUUCACACACCCGAGGCUUGCGCCAACGGAGAGCUGCGUAGCGGUCUUUCAUCAGAUCCACUGCCUAGACAUGCUCCGCAAGGCACUGUUUGAGGCGCGUCUCGGUACUAUGGAACAUCGAAGACAUGAAAAGAACACAACAUAUUCCAGUGAGGAGAAAAUUUAUGCAAGCGAGGCGGAGGAGCUCAAUGCAUCGCACGACAUGGAUCAUCUCGGACAUUGCUUUGAUCUCUUACGCCAAGUCAUCAUGUGCAGGCCUGAUCUGACGAUCGAGGUUGCCAACGUCGUAGUCGACGGUGUGACGGGUUUCGACACGGUACAUCAGUGUAUUGAUUGGGCGGAGUUGAUGGACUGGAUGAAGAAGAACGAAUAA